AUGGACGACUUGAAGGGCCCGCCCAAGGACGGCAAGAAACACUCGCGUGUUUCUAAGUUGACCACCUAUGCGCGCCAGGUCUUCACAAACCUCUCUGGCGCCGGAUCAAACUCGAACGCGCCCAUUUCUCAGACACAGUCUGUUCCCGAGGGACGAGAUGACACUCCCAACAAGACAUCUGCCGCCUCAUGUCAUGAGGCCCAGGGAGUCAUCACGGAAAAGGAAAUUUCCAAUGCUCUUCACAUCAUGCGCGGACCAGUCGAUGGUGUUGAAGUUGGCCAAAGUCUUACUAAUCUGCUGCAAAAUGGAAUUAAGGAGCAGUACCUAGAGCAGGACAAGAAGCCCGAUGAUGACGUUGAUGAGAACAACAAGUCCCCGAGACUCGAGGGUCAAACUCAGGACUCACUGGAGUCCCCUACCACUGUACCCAAGCAGCGUCCCUCUUCCUACGCUUUCGGCUCGUCCAUUUCUCCCCCAAUGCCCAAGACCAUCAAGAUUUUCGAUAUUCGCCGAUCCCUUUCUGAGCACAACGAUUCGGGUUUCCCCAGAUCUCUUUACGACUGUGCCAACAGCGCACCCGGUGACCUUGAGCCGAAGCAAAACCCGAGUGAUGACGAUAAGGAGACGAUGCCCAGUGGACGAAUGUCACCUGGAACUUUCCUGAAGUUGGCUUCUGGUAGCAAGCGAUGGGUUGAUCGCCCUACCGAAUCAAACACAGAAGUUGUUGCCAAGGAUCAGCCGGAGCGUGAGUUACGUAGGCGUCCCAAGUCUCCUGAAGUCACCGAUGUGCCUCCCUCCGAGCCGCGUGAGACGCGCCGCCCAAAGGGGCUCAUGAUCCAAAGAUGCGAGGAGGAUGGCGGACCCAUGACGCCCGUCUACGAUCUUGCCGAGAUCUCCCCCAUGCAGUGGGUGUCUCCUGGCAUUGACGCCGAUCGCGUCUCCCGUCUGAAUCCUAUUUUCGUGGAUCAGUAUUCACGAAUGGAUCCUGUCGCUGGCGAGAAGCUCAAGCGACUCAAGCAAGGCCUCAUUCCAGAGACUGGAAUCCCAAAUACGGCUGCGACAGUGAAGAAGUACGAUACCGACGUUAUCGUUGAUAUUCAUGGCGUCAUGGAGAAGAAGCGUGGCCUCACUGCCGAGGCUGAUGCAGAGACAGACGAGCUGUAUGCAUCCAAUCGCGAGCGCGAGAAGCGCAUUAUUGAGCUCAGGGAGAAGAAGCAGCUGGCCACUUAUGCCGCUUGGCACCUCCAGAUGAAGCGCGAGGAUGAGGAACAGCAGCAGAAGGCCGAGAAGCUUUCCAAACAGACCAAGCAACAACAAAAAUCGGCCAGACUGAAAGUCAUCACGUCACGAGUCGGCAGCCAUCUUAACCAUCAACUGAAGGAGGUUAAUUAUCAAUACGACCGCACCAUGGAGGCACUCGAGUGGCAGCGUACUCUGAUGGAUCACCACAACCACACCAUCUUGGAGCUCGAGCACGAGAUUCGCGAGACGUGCAACCAGGUGGGCAAGGACGAUAUCGAUGGAGUCUACAAGGAGCUUCUGGACCCGGCCCAGAUUUUAGUCUUGCACCAGCCUUCGGCCAAGGAGAUGAGAGACUCCAACGCUCCGAGCGAAUCUGGCUCUGGUCGUCCUCAGCCCAAGUCGCAGGUGGUCAUGGCUCAUCCGACCUCGUCUCUCGAGCUCCAGCAACCAGAGGCCCGCCGGAACCUACAGCCCAAUAUUCAAGACAUGGAGAAUAUGGGCUCAGGAUCUGCCUCAGCCUCUGCCUCUACCUCAGGCAAUGCUGUUCAAGUGCAACCCAAUCAUCCUCAUCUCGUUCUACAUGAAGAUGAGGGAAUCAGCCUGUCUCUUGAUGAUGACAACGGCGAUCCAUAUCUCCACUACGGUUACGAAGACAUGUCUGAUCACGGCUACGUCUCUGGUGGUGAUACACCUGUUGGCGGUGUCUCUGGUGCUAAUGUCUCUGGCGCUGGUGUCUCUGGUGCUAAUGUUUUUGGUGCCAAUGAUGACCAACAGGAAGCCGCCGUUGCAGAAACUCGCCCCGACAAGGGCAAAGGUAAGGCGGUGGUCCAAGAGGCAGAGGAGACGCAAGAGCCUCCUCGCGUGGCUGAGAGAUCCCUUCCUCAGUUCAUUCCCUAUGCUGGUCCAAGCAACUGGCAGACAAAGUUGGGAAUCACCCCAAAGCAAUCCAUCUUUGGUCCUUUCACGGACACAGGCAAUGUUCAGGAGCGACGGGAGGGCCCAAAGCCUGAUCCCCCCAUCGGACGAUAUAUGUUCAAACUCCGUGGAAUCGGUGGAUUCAGGAACUUUAUGUAUAUGCGUCCAUUCAAGGUGCGCAAGGGUCGUAAAAUUCCGCCAGGAUUGAAGACGCAGUCGGCCGCGGCCUACGAGAAGACCCAGUACUUCUCGGAGGAGGAUUGUUGGAUGUCCGACGACAUUUGGUACAAUCUCCUCUGUGGCAUUGAACGUGAGAGACCAUAUUUGCCCCACGACCUGACGUCUGAAGAGAUCGAAGCGCUUGAGUUGGCCUCGACUGAAUUCUGGGAGGCCUCGUCUGGAAAGCUUGGAGAUCUCUACUCGCCCAACGCAUUCCUGUAUCAGAAGCGCAGAAUCGAGGCAGCACAACGUGCCUUUAUUGAUGAGGCCAAUCGCAUCAAGGCGCGUCGAGAGACUCAGGCCCAGCAGACUGAGGAGCACGACAGCUACUGCUGCUGCGAUAACUGCAUCCUCCAGAAUGUGGGCAGCGGCCUCGGGGCAUCGACCACGUCGACCACCACCCAGACACGGCAGAGUCUCCGGGCUCGCACUCUUGACACUCUUUACCGAGGCGUCGACUCGACGACCAACGCCACUUCUCCCGCCGCCCCCCGACGGAGGACCGUGGUCAUGUUCCCGCCCCAGCAGCCCGCAGCUCAGACGGGACAGCAGGCCGACAGCAGCGCUCCCGCCUACGUCCAGCACUUUGUCGCCCCCGAGACAAGUUACUACGACACGGGUGCCCUCGACACCCACUGGGAGGAGGAGGAAGACGAGGGAGAGACUGGUGCUACUCAAGCCGCCACUACUGACGCCUUGGCCACGGCCAGCGUUGAGCAUGUCGACCCGAGCCAGGAUGAAGACGACAUGCAGUUUUUCCUCGAAGACUACAUUGGUUUUGACGACGACGACGAUGAGGAGGACGGUGAUGAUGAUUUCUAG
Pestalotiopsis fici W106-1 is the source of this 3198-nucleotide messenger RNA. RefSeq lists its product as uncharacterized. The transcript is spliced from 5 exons. NCBI's taxonomy places the organism in Eukaryota, Fungi, Ascomycota, Sordariomycetes, Amphisphaeriales, Sporocadaceae. The record is from RefSeq and is a predicted model, not a curated record. The coding region runs from base 1 to 3198 and encodes 1065 amino acids.